Messenger RNA from Linum tenue, 713 nucleotides. NCBI's taxonomy places the organism in Eukaryota, Viridiplantae, Streptophyta, Magnoliopsida, Malpighiales, Linaceae. The record is from the annotation of a GenBank genome assembly.
UCAAAGUCUUGGUCGACGCCUGCCUUUGUCCCAUCCUUUUUGUAGUUUGCAGCAGCAGCAACUAAUUCAGUAUUUAAUGCUGCAGAGGCUUCCCUGGUUGUAAUGAUUCUUUUCACGGGAGCUCAACCUGCAUUUGCCGGCGGCCGAGGACUGCUGCAAAGUCGUCGCGAGAUUAUGAAGAUCAGCCAGAGUACUCUGUUCCGUCGCCUGCUGCUGAUGAGCUUGAUCAUGGUGCUUAUCUUUAUCUUGGGAGCUCAACCAACCUUUGCCCGCCGAGCACUUCUCGCGGCUGGGGAGGUCUCUGGGAGCAAAUCAGCUCCGGGAAAGCAUGGAUGAGCCCGGUGUUGGGUCUGGCGGCGGCGGUUGCUGUAUUAUCGGCGGCGACUGGCGAUUAAGUGAGAAGGGAAUGGAGACCUUAAAUACAAUUUUUACAAGUUAUCUGACGUAGAAAAAAGGUAGGGUAAAAUGGGGAAUGUAUUAUUUAAUUAUAUUACCAGUUGAAUAUAUACUCUUAUUUUAUAAUUAUUUUAAUAAUGGUAUCACAUAAAUUUUAUUCCAUUGAUUUGUGUAGUAUGAUCUUUGGUACGAUAUGUUACAAGGUUUGCCUGUAACAAAAUAUAGAGAUACAUGUAACAGGUUUAUGUUGGAAGGGUGUAUUUGUCAGAAAAACAAAGUUGGAGACACAUUAAAAAAAAAAUGUAUUUGGAAGGGUG